This is a messenger RNA of Papilio xuthus (Asian swallowtail), 2155 nucleotides long. RefSeq names its product SEC14-like protein 2. The record is from RefSeq and is a predicted model, not a curated record. Gene Ontology annotation, cellular component: cytoplasm. Bases 119 to 1366 code for a protein of 415 amino acids. NCBI's taxonomy places the organism in Eukaryota, Metazoa, Arthropoda, Insecta, Lepidoptera, Papilionidae. The transcript is spliced from 10 exons.
ACUAGCUAUCAAGUUGUCAUAUAAAAUUUCGCGUCCGCGCUGUGUGCACGCAUCAAGUGUGCUCGACCCCGAGUGUUAACCUCGAAUUAAAAUAAAAACAAUUGUAAAUUUUGUGAUUAUGGCCCCAAUGUCGAACGCAGUCGUAGGCAUUGAUGAUGACCAACGUUUUGCAUUAAUGAAGUUUCGUCGGAGCGUUCGAGAUGUUCUAAAACCGGAACAUAACGACCACUACCUUCUUAGAUGGCUCCGUGCGCGGCAAUGGAAUCCGGAAGCUGCUGAAAAAAUGUUACGAGAUUCACUAGUUUGGCGUGAGAAAUGGGGCAUUGACACUACACUAGACACGUGGAAGGCUCCUGAAGCACUCGAAAAACACUUCCCCAGUGGAACAACGGGCUUCGACAAGGAAGGAUCGCCUGUCAUUGUUGUCCCGUUCGUGGGUCUGGAUGUGUGGGGCCUGCUGCACUCCGUCACCAGGACCGACCUCAUCCGCAUGAUCCUACGUCACCUGGAGAAUUACCUCGCUAGUGCAAGCAAACAGUCGCUCGUACACGGACCUAAUGCACUCAAGGUGACAGUGUUAUUUGAUCUAGAAGGGUUCAACAUUAGGCAGUACGCGUGGAAACCUGCAGCCGAGAUGGUGUUCACUCUCCUACAAAUAUAUGAGGCUAACUAUCCGGAAAUUUUGAAGAAAUGUUUUAUUGUGAACGCUCCAAAGGUCUUCUCGUUGGCGUUUUCAGUGAUAAAGAAGUUUAUGCAUGAGUAUACAAUAUCAAAGAUAAAGAUUUAUGGUACGGAUGAACGCAAGUGGCAGGCGGCAGUCCUUGAAAUGAUCGACAGAGAGCAGCUGCCCGCGCACUACGGCGGUACCUUGGUGGAUGAGAAUGGUGAUCCGAGAUGCAGUCUUAUGGUAAAACCAGGCGGCAAAGUUCCUAAAAGUUACUAUUCAAAGAACGCCCCCAGCGAGCAGAACAAGGAGUACAAACGAGUCACAGUCAAGACUGGAGAGAAACAUUCUGUUGACUUACUCUGUAUGGAAGAAGAAAGCGUUUUAAAAUGGGAAUUCGGUGUGGACAGUCAUGAUAUUAAGUUCCUGAUAAAACGUAAGGACGAGGAGGGCAACGAGAGUUUGGUGCACGGACCCCGCAAAGUGGCGGAGGGACCCGUCGAUAUAGGCUUCCUGCCCGUCACUGGACCUGCUACUUAUUCUGUGAUAUUCGACAAUAAAAGUGCUUAUUUGCGUAACAAGAAGGUGUUUUACGAUGUACUGAUAUCUGUCCCUGAGAGAGAUCUCAACAUGUCGGAUGAACCCGAAGACGCCCUGGAGGCCGCCGACACCACUCAGAACACAGAGGGUGCUCAACUUUAAACUGAUGCAAAAGUAAAACACGUUUAGUACUAGCCAAAGUCGACGCGAGCAAAUCAAGGAGUGGAAGGAGGCUAGUGCUAAGAAAAAUUUUAUUCCAAAGAGAAUGCUUUUUAUCAACAUGGUACGAUAGACGAUUCAUUAUGCCCUUAUACCGAAGUGGCCGAAAGUUAAAUACGGUUUGUGUUUUUUUGGUAAUAAACUAAUAAUUACAAAGAUGUAAUAUUGAACAUUAAUUGUUAAGUUUUUUGUAGAUACUAGUUUUGUUUUAAUUAGAUUAUUUUAUGUAAACAUGCUUCUAUAUCUAGGAAGUAAUUUUACGUGUGUACAAAAUGAAGACAUAGUUUCGUGUAGGUUUUAUUUUUAAAUUUUAAUUAUAAUGUGGUGUUAAAAUUUUGUUAAAGCAAUAAAAAAUUAUUCAUAUAAAAACACCAUGUUACAAUGAUAUCGGUGUAAAAUAUUUGCUCAAAAAUAUAAGAUAUUUUUAUUAUUAUGUAGAGCGUAGUCUGUGAUAAAUUAAUUAAAAUAUUCCAAAAAUCAGCAGCAAUCUUCUUCAUGAAUCCAAUUAUCAUGGAUGUUUUGGAUGUUUCUCACUAGGAUGACCUAUCCAUGGUAAUAAAAAAAAUCUAUUAGGCCUAUUGAUUGGUAGGCUCAAUGGGAAACACCUUUUUUAGUUCAGUAGUGUAGUUUUUUCGACCUCAAAAUGCUCUCUAACAGAAGAAACUGUAUUAUACAUAAAAUUGUUAAUAUUUAAUUUUAAGUUUAAUAUAUGAAUUUCGCUGUGGUUUUGUA